Molecule: messenger RNA, 1275 nt
Organism: Dioszegia hungarica
Lineage: Eukaryota; Fungi; Basidiomycota; Tremellomycetes; Tremellales; Bulleribasidiaceae
Product: oxidative stress survival, Svf1-like protein
Exons: 8
Coding region: 1-1275 (424 amino acids)
Biological process (GO): response to oxidative stress
Cellular component (GO): cytoplasm
Source: RefSeq, a predicted model, not a curated record
AUGUCGUUUUUUGGCAAGAAACAAUCGGCGAAUGCUGCCCCGGAGGUGCAAAACUUCCACCCUGUCACGUCCUCGUUGCAGGGCUACGGCGAGCUCAGCCCGGAGGACACCAAGUGGCACUGCAGCACGAAAGGUUUCGGGAGUGAGACGCAUACGUGGUAUACGAUCCUUGAGGAUGGAUGCUGGAUCAUGGUUCAGAUCAUCUGGUCCUACACUGGUAUCUUCAUGAUCCCCGCUACCACACAGAUGACGUUCAAGCACUACAACCCUGUUACCCGGGUAUCGAGCUGGAAGUCCGUCAGCGUGAACGGGUUCAAGCAUGACUCGCACAGCUGCAAGUCCGAUACAUUCGAAAUCAAGCACACUGGCUCACCAACGACUGAAGAGUCCUACCGCAUCACCGCCAAUCUCGAUAAGACGGUCCAGAUCGAUAUCAUGUUCACUCGACCUGCCGAUUCACCAGGGUUCAAAUUGGGCAAGGGUCCCGGAGGCGGUGUGAGCGUGUUUGGGAAGGAUGCAAGCGAGAGCAAGAGGGAUGGGAUCAUUUCGCACCGAUUCUUGCCGGUCAUGCAAUCGUCGGGACACGUCGUCAUCAACGGUCAGAUGGUGGAUGCAAAGGGAGAUGGGAUGUUUGUCCAUGCUAUCCAAGGUCUGCGACCUGAUUCAGCUGCGUCUCGAUGGAACUUUGGCUUCUUCACCACUGCGGGAGAUGUAGCAGACAGCAAGCUGGGCAGAGUAAGAGCCUUGCAGAUGGAGUUCGAGACCACCGACUACUACGGCCCCACCGGACCCAAGUCUGGCCGGACCAAGGUCAACAUGGGUGUCGUUACAUCCAGCAAGCUCUCUUCCCCGCUCAUCGUCGUCGGCCAAACAUCCUGCGCCGCCGUCCCCACCGCCUUCCCCGCGCUCAACGACGACGUCUCGGCAGUCACCCAGACCCCCGGAGCAAAGGACAAGGACACCGGCUACAACGCGCCCAGCGCUAUCGAGUUCAAGUGGGCCGGCAAUCGGGUGGGAGGGGAGAAGGGACGGGUGUCAGCCGCUGUCGCUGUGCCGCUCUUGGGCACGACAGUGGGUGAGGGAGGGUUGAUCGAGAAGGUGGAUGUCUUGGCGGAGAUCCCGUAUGUGUUGAGGAAGACGCUGGCUGCUGUCACCGGGACCAAGCCGUAUAUCUACCAGUACCUCAACUCGGCCUCACUUCACGUCGAGCUCGAUGGAGAGGCUGUUGAAGUACAGGGCUGGCUCUUCAACGAGGCUACCUUCGUUUCGGAGUAG